Molecule: messenger RNA, 4999 nt
Organism: Odontomachus brunneus
Lineage: Eukaryota; Metazoa; Arthropoda; Insecta; Hymenoptera; Formicidae
Product: protein prickle-like
Exons: 7
Coding region: 2327-4591 (754 amino acids)
Molecular function (GO): zinc ion binding
Source: RefSeq, a predicted model, not a curated record
GUUUCGCCCGACGCUUACCCGUUCGCCUCGCGACCGCGUUUCGGACGGAAAAACCGCCGGGAAGGUUCGGAAAAACCGUGGCUCUGUGACUCUCCACGCAGUUUCUCGUUUCGACCGCGCCCGACGGCGAAGAGAGGAUUCAGCUCAUUUAGAGCGUAUCCUUGCUGGACACGCAGGCGAGUUCGCUGCGUGAAUUGAGUGCGUGUGUCUUCGUGAAUCGAAUUCCAUGUCGCCGUGAAGCCGUGAGCGGGAAGCUCGCUUCGGAAAAUUGCGCGUCGCAAUAUUAGAUUGAUGCGAAAGGUUGGACUUUGUUUUCCUCAAGCAAAAUCUGAAACGAAAUUAUUCCAUUUCGACAUAAACUGUUUCUUCUCAUUCCUUUUUCGCAUUUAUAUCUUCUGUAUAUCUUCAUUGUAGAUCAACAUCGUUUUCUAUUUGCAAUUAAAUGCUUAACUAAUGAUUUCCCCGGACUUUUUGCGUCUAUCUUCGUUUGGGAAUAUCUUUAUUUUUGCUUUUAUCCACCUUUAUGACGAGCUUCUUUUAUACAUAAAAACAAUUUCCUCGUGUUAUAUAAAUUAAUUAAUCAUUUUUACAAAUGAAUUGAACAACAUUGACGUGAUAUUUUUUUUAAGUAACUUUUGUUUUCCUUUUAAUAGCCAAACAUCCGACGAGAAUAUAAUAGAAAAAUGACAAACCUUUUGCACCAAUCUAAUAUACAUACACAUAAGUGUUGAGCAUUGAUCGAUGGAAAUUUUCUUUGUCUAAGAUAAUCGACAAUACAAUAAUCAAAAUUAAUCAAUAGUCAUAUAUAAUAUCACAAAUAAUUUCAUUGAUUGAUGAAAUUAUCACUCAAACUUUGAUUGUGAUUAAUUAUAUGUAUAGUCAAUGUAAUUGAUUAUACAUGUAUCAGUGUAUAAUUAAUUGUAUUGAUUACAGCGUAUAAUUAAUUACAUCAAUCAAUCAAAUAUAUUGAUUCUACCCGAGUUAAAAUUUCAAUUCUAUUUCCGACUUUUUUAAUUAUCUUAUUUCAUUUAAUGUAUACUUUGAUAUAUUCUGAAAUCUAUAUCAACCAAGCCAAAUAUCUUUUUAUUCUACUUGAGAACUUUGCCGAAAGGUCUCCUGUUUUAGAACCCACAACUCGCAUUUUAUGCGUUUACUGCCAUUUAAAGGCGCUAAGUAGAACUUUAGAGUCCCUAUGUAUAUUAAACUAUGUAUACAUACACUGACCUUUCAGAAUAUAUAAAUAUGAGAAAGUUCAGAUCGAAAAUAGAGCUAAAAUUCCGACUCGACUACACUGAUUAAUAAUGAAUUUCAUUAAUCGAUUAAAUUAUUCGUAUUUACAUGUAUGUGACGAUGGAUUAAUUUCGAUGAUUGAUUUGCCGAUUAUUUUAGGGAAAAAAAAUUUUAACCAUUAAUGCCCACAUCACUGAUAGGAUAGACUCGGGUAUGAUAACUAUACGGGAAAGAAGAGAAGGCCAUAAGCUGUACUUUCUCUAAUAAUUGCUAAAUAAUAGGUUUUAGCACCUGAGUGUACGCAUAUGAACUACUGUAAAUAUCGAUUAUCUUUGAAAAUGACUACAAACGCGCAGUAUUUUGGCAAUUAUUGCAGAAAUUAUAAUCUAAUGACCGUCUUUUCCGAGUUCACCCUAUAUAUAUACACACACACGCGCGCGCGUUUACGGAGUCGUGCGUCUUUAAUUCGCGCGAACGCGAAAGUCCGCGUCAUUUUCUCGCCGAGUCGACAAAGCCGCGCGUAUCAGCUCACACGAGCGCGAAUUCGUGCACUUUUAAUCCGCGCCUGCGACUCGACACGCGUAAAUUCACGCGCGCGUCCGCAAUUAGCGCGUUCGCGCAAACAUCCGCGCGCCGACGGAUCCGCGACGUUUACGAGUCCUCACUUUUGCAAAUCGCGUUAUCGUCGCGGGCCCAAUUAAUCUGCGAGCCGCGUCACACUCGCGCCGAUAAAUUCACGUGCGUCCGCAAUUCGCGCGCCCAUAAAUCCACGUGUCCGCAAUACACGUGCUCGCACGUCAUGGCGCUGAUCGCGAGCUGCCUCCCUCCUGUCCCUCCUAAUAUCGCGUGAAAGCGGAUCGCAAUGUGCAUUGAGUGCGUCCUGACGCUCUCACUAUAUAUCACUCGAUAGCGGCAUUAGCUCGCAUGGAAGCGUCUCCGUGACGGAGACGCGCCGGAGUCGCGGAGGGUGGACGCCGCGCGGGGGGGCGCAGCCCUUGGAUCAUGGCGCGCGUCACCCUUGCGGCGCUCACGUUUGUUUCGCUAAAACUUCGAUCGGACGCUUUGAGGCAUCGGGAAGACCCAGUGAGUAGCAAGGAUGCGUCGUUUCUCGCAAGGACCCUACUACUACACCAUCGGCGAGCAGCUGCGAUGGCGGAUGACGAACGUGCAACACUCCCGCAUCGGAUUUGCGAACGUGAGGAAGGUGUGCAGGAGCUGCAGGUGUCCGCGGGAGGAGCACCAGCGGGCUUCGACGGAGGCGGGAGGUCCCUCGGGACUCGGCCUGGGCCCGGGCCCGCCGAUGGCGAUGGCCAUGGCGUUCCCGAGCGGCGCCGGCGGCGCGCCUCACCAGGAGCCGUUCAAGAGCCCGGUGCAAGCCGCACCGGCCGGCCUGGCGCUGCAGGAGGCCCUGAUGCACCACCAGAGGCAUUCGCAGAGCGACGACGACAGCGGGUGCGCGCUCGAGGAGUAUACAUGGGUGCCGCCCGGGCUGAGGCCCGACCAGGUGCAUCUGUACUUCAGCGCGCUACCGGAGGACAAAAUUCCCUACGCGGGUAGCGCCGGCGAGCGGGAACGGGUGAAGCAACUGCUGCAGCAGCUACCGCCGCACGACAACGAGGCGCGAUACUGCAGCGGCCUGUCCGAGGAGGAGAAGCGCGAGCUGCGGGUUUUCGCCGCGCAGCGGAAACGCGAGGCCCUGGGCCGCGGCCACGCGAACCAGCUUGAGCGGCCGCACGGCGCGGGAUGUCGAGAAUGUGGCCGUGCGAUUGCGGCCGGCGAAAUGUCUGUUGCUGCGAGUCGUGCUGGACCAACAGCACUUUGGCAUCCCGCAUGCUUCAUCUGCUGCGUCUGCCGCCAAUUAUUAGUAGACCUAAUCUAUUUCUGGAGAGACGGCAGGCUAUACUGCGGCCGUCACCAUGCCGAGACACUCAAACCCCGUUGCUGCGCGUGCGACGAAAUUAUCCUCGCCGACGAGUGUACCGAGGCCGAAGGCAGAGCGUGGCAUAUGCGCCACUUCGCCUGUCUGGAGUGCGAUCGACAGCUCGGCGGCCAGAGAUACGUAAUGAGAGAAGGUCGUCCGUACUGCUUGAGAUGUUUCGAUGCCUCCUUCGCUGAAUACUGUGAUAGCUGCGGGGAGCCUAUCGGCGUGGACCAGGGGCAGAUGUCACACGAGGGCCAGCACUGGCACGCCACCGAGUCAUGCUUCAGUUGCGCGACGUGUCGCAGCUCUCUUCUAGGCCGGCCAUUUCUGCCACGCCGCGGAGCUAUUUACUGCAGCAUAGCGUGCAGCAAGGGUGAACCGCCGACAACACCGAGCGACUCCUCCGCCGGCCCGCCGCCGCCGCCGCCCUCUUUCCUCAGAACCGGUAGGAGGCAAACGGUGGCUACGAGCGAGGGUUCGUCGAGUCCACCGCCUCCACCUCCACCGCCUCCACCUCCGGGCUCGAGACACACUCUGGGAUCGCCCAGGAACUCGCCUCGGAUGACCAGGAAGCACCAACAAGUUUCCGCUUCCUUGGCGACGACGCCCACCCAGAGCACUCUGAGCCCCGAAUUCGUCGUGGAAGGCUUCCCCUCCAGCGGGUCCAGACCCAGCGGCCUCGACAGGGUACUGCUAGAGCGGAAUCUCGAGAGACUGCUGCAAGAACGCGGUUCCCAUCCCGACGAGAACCGCAGCGAAUUGGGAAGGUUGAUGCAAGCGCGGGACCGAGAGCCCCUCAGAUGUGUUCAGAACUGCACUCCUUCCCACGCGUCGAGCAUGCCGGAACUGCCGCCGCCCCCGCGGCCGUCGUCGGGAGCGUCGGCGUCGACAUCGACCGCCGGCGCAGCGUCCGCCUGCGUGUUGGCGCAGGAGACGGCGACGUCGCCGGUCAAUCUCGUCGGAGCCAGCCAGACGGAUCCACCGACGCCGACGUCGCGACGCGUGCGAUUCCAAGGGGACCUGGACGUCAACGAUCACAGCGCGACGUCGCGCAUCCCCCUCUCGCCGACGAACGACCGGAACUCGUCGUCGUCGCCUUCCCCACCUCCCGCGUCGUUGACGAGAAUGAACGUGUCCCGAUCGAGGAGUCUGCAGCCCGAGGAAGUCGCCAGCACGUCUACUUGGGGCACGGCGGGCACCUCCAGGUCGAGGAUGGACGGCGAUGACGACGACGUCGAGAGCUGCUGUUCGACGUGCAGCUCGUCCAGCAGCUCGGACGAGGCCGCGGCUUACGCGUUGCCGCCGCGGCGCGCGUACGGCGGCGUCCGGAUCUCCUACGUGCCGAACGACGCGGUGGCGUGCGCGAGGAAGCGCGCGCCCGCGUCCUCGUCGUCGUCGAACCAGGCGCAGAAGGACACCGAGAAGUGCGUCGUAUCCUGAUGACUCCUCCGACGAUCUAUGUGCUCCGACGUCGUCACCCGGCCGUCAUUGUGGACCGACCAUCGUCGUCGGUAAACGAGAGACGAGCGGUGAGAGGACGCGCGACGGGGAAACAGAGUUCCUACGAAGUGGACGCACUUCUCGAGAUCUUCUUCCGAAGCGUCGCCGACGGCGUACGCGCUCUGCCUCGUGCCUGCACGUGCGAGACACGUGGACGCGUUCGUGCGCGGCAACGCCACAACAAAAUACUCAGUUUGUUCGUGUAAAUAUCGAUGAGCUCUCUUCCGGGAAGGCCGCGACGCGACGCGCCGCCUCGUCCCGGCGCGGCCUGUCUCCCUUUAUUUUUAAUACCCCAUUAAUGUAUUUGAUAAUAAUAACGAUGACGAUAAUAAACCGCCAUGUUGUGUC